GCAAAACCUCACUGAGGUUUGACUCGAUAUAGUCAUCUACCGAUGAAAACUCGUUAAAACUACCGGUAGACUCUUUAAAUAGCAAAUACAUUUUUCUGUUGAGAAGCCGUUAAACCGUCGGGAACCGGAACGGAGACAUACGGGACAUGAAAAGGCUUUAGGGCGAACAGUAACUUCAACUUCGGUGAUGGAAACGCUCUGAGGGAGACAGCGGGAAAAUCCUCACCCUUCAUCCCUUCCUCAGAAAGACGCACAGAUGUUUUCACUCGGACAGGAAAACAUCUCCACCUCCCCCGCCUCCACCAAAGGACCGGUCAAAUAUGGAGAGCUCAUUGUGCUGGGGUGUAACGGCUCUCUGCCCAACGGCGACAAGGGGAGGAGGAAGAGCCGCUUCGCUCUGUGCCGCAGAAACAAAGCCAACGGUGUGAAGCCCAGCACCGUCCACACGUCCUGCACGCCGCAGGCCGCCAAGGCCGUCAGCAACAAGGAGCAGCACAGUAUAUCAUACACUCUGUCCCGGGCGCAGACGGUGGUGGUGGAGUACAACCACGACAGCAACACAGACAUGUUCCAGAUCGGGCGCUCCACAGAGAAUCCCAUUGACUUUGUGGUGACGGACAUGGUUCCUGGGGGUCAGGGUCCCGCCGACAGUCAGACGAUCCAGAGCACAAUUUCACGCUUCGCCUGCCGCAUCAUCUGCCAGAGAAACCCGCCGUACUCCGCUCGGAUCUACGCUGCGGGCUUCGACUCCUCCAAGAACAUCUUCCUCGGGGAGAAGGCAGCCAAGUGGAGGAUGCAGGACGGCCAGAUGGACGGACUGACCACCAACGGCGUCCUGGUGAUGCACCCGCGCCACGGCUUCAGCCAGGACUCCAAACCCGGCCUGUGGAGGGAAAUCUCCGUCUGCGGCAACGUCUUCACACUGCGGGAGACCAGAUCGUCCCAGCAGAGAGGCAAGAUGGUGUCCUCCGAGUCUAACGAGCUGGUGGACGGCUCGCUCAUCGACCUGUGCGGGACCACGCUGCUGUGGCGGACCGCCGAGGGCCUGGCGCACACUCCCACCGUCAAACACCUGGAGGCGCUGCGGCAGGAGCUGAACGCCGGGCGGCCGCAGUGUCCCGUGGGCUUCAACACGCUGGCCUUCCCCAGCCUGCGCCGCAAAGACGUCCUCGACGAGAAGCAGCCCUGGGCGUACAUGCGCUGCGGCCACGUGCACGGCUACCACGGCUGGGGGGGGCGCCGCGACCCCGAGGUAGAGGCGGAGUGUCAGGAAAGAGAGUGCCCCAUGUGCCGGGCCCGGGGCCCCUACGUGCCGCUGUGGCUGGGCUGCGAGGCGGCCUUCUAUGUGGACGCGGAGCCCCCCACCCACGCCUUCGCGCCCUGCGGUCACGUCUGCUCGGAGAAGACGACGGCGUACUGGAGUCAGAUCCUGCUGCCGCACGGCACGCACGCCUUCCACGCCGCCUGCCCGUUCUGCAUCCAGCCGCUGAACGGAGACGCCGGCUGCGUCAGACUCAUCUUCCAAAGCCCGCUGGACUAGAGACUGACGCCUUCACCAGCAGACGUCUGGACACAACCACGUGUUUUUAGUUUUAGAUUUUUCGUAAUUUAAUUUUGAUAAUAAACUUAAUUUAACUUAAUUUUACAGAUAAAAACAUUUAUUGAGGUGAUUUCUGCUCUUUUUUGAACAUCAUGUGAUUCAGGCGGCGUCGCCACCUCUGGACACAGCUGCAGAAAAACUGCCUGGUUAAACUGAUGAUGUUUGAUUUGCCUACAACUUUCUUAUUUAUUCUUUACGACGGAGUAUUAGGGCCUCACCCUGGGAAAACAUCUGAGAAUAAAAUCAUAAUAUUACAAGAAUAAAGUUGUAAUUUCAGGUUCUUUGUGACUCAAAUUAUGGUUUUAUUCUCAUUAUGACUUUUUUUCUUGUAAUAUUCCGACUUUAUUCUUCAGAUUCUUUUUUUUCCUUAACGUGUCCCUAAUCCUCCGUCGUAAUUCUUUGCGUGUAACGUCUCUUUUUGUUAAACCAGUGCAGCCUUGAACAGCUCCUCAUGGAGUCCAGCGCUCGUGUCCCAGUUUGUAGAUUUGGAAGCUGUUUGUCUGUAUCUGAACUUCUGAAAUCAAGUGACCUUCCUCAGUCACGUCGUUGCCUGUGAAGACACAUUAACUGUAUUUUAAUGAUCUUAAUAUAUCAUAGCUUUAUAUCAUAACUUAAGGAAACUAUAUCUGGGAAACUUUAGCAGUUGCUGUCCUGUGACUUGAAACAUCUAGAAUGAACAUUUGUAAUGUUGGGGUUUUUUUUUUUCCACCAAAAUAAAAGUCUCCUACUGACAUGACUGUAAACCACCUGGUUGUCACAGGAGGAACGAACACUGUGGUAUUAGAUGAUGCAUCAACUCCAAAGUGCUCUUAAAGGAAUAUUUCACCCCAAAAUGAAAACUCACAUUUACACAGAAAAUAUAUGUAAACUCAAAAAUAAAACUCCAGACCAGAUUACCGUGAGGUUAUGGAGAUGAAUACAGACUUCUCCUCUAGCGCCACCAUGAGGCCAAACCUCAUAUCACCAUGGUGAUGAGAAAUACAGAAAUUUAUCUGGUAGUUUCCUUCAAAUUUCCCGCUCCCGAGAUGAUGAACAGUUUAGAGUUUAAUGACCUUGUUUAAGUAGCUCUAUUUCUAAUUCUGAAACCAUUAGUUUGUUGACUUCCGCUCUCCUUGGAGCUGUGAGCAGAGAAGCAUCUGUUCGGACAGCUGACGUGAGGCCAAAGCAGCCAGCGUUGGUUAAUAAGUAAAUUUUGGGGUGGACUAUGUCCUUCAGUCAAACCAGUAAAACCUCAGCUGCUCUCAGAUGCAUCAGAAACCUGCAGGAGGAGAACUGUAGAACUGAAAGUGUCAACAAAACAAACCAACAGCUGAUGAUGAGUUCACUGACCCACACUGACUCAUCUCAUGUUUCAUAAUGAAAGUGUCUUUGUGUUUUUUUCACCAUUCCUAUGUUUUGUGUUGCAGUGAGAGCUGUGCCGUCGCACUGCAAACAUUUUGUACCAGCCGCAAAUAAUAAAAGUAAAA
This is a messenger RNA of Seriola dumerili (greater amberjack), 3066 nucleotides long. RefSeq names its product E3 ubiquitin-protein ligase pellino homolog 1-like. Gene Ontology annotation, molecular function: ubiquitin protein ligase activity; protein binding. The coding region runs from base 257 to 1540 and encodes 427 amino acids. Gene Ontology annotation, biological process: regulation of Toll signaling pathway; protein K48-linked ubiquitination. The record is from RefSeq and is a predicted model, not a curated record. The transcript has 7 exons. NCBI's taxonomy places the organism in Eukaryota, Metazoa, Chordata, Actinopteri, Carangiformes, Carangidae.